AUGGACGAGAUGGCGAAGAUGUUGAAGAGCUACACGGGCGGCUUGCAGCAAUCGUUCGAGUCAGUCUUCGAGCGCGUGGGGCAGAGCUUAUCACAGAGCGCACAGGUGAUGCAUAUGAUGAAUCAAGUGAUGGAGUCAGCGAUGCUACAAAACCUGCUCAUUUCCUCGAGCUAUGGAGUCAAUGAAGGCCUCAUCAUUGCGGUGGAGAAUUGCUCACAGAUCAUGUUGGGGCAGACGAUAAUCAGCGCCCAAUUGUGUAACUCCGAGACGAGUUUCUUCUCUACGACGCUCGAGUCGCUUUGUGUCGGCCAGCGAGUGCAGCUUCAAACGUCGAUUCCUGACGUCGUUGGUCCUAUCGCAGGCUUCAUUGAGCUGGAAUGCAUCAGUCCUGGCACGCAGCAGACACUUACGAAACGCUGUUCGUUCCGGGUGUUUUAUCUCGAGCAAGGGACAUUUCAAGCUGUGAUGACUGGAGAAGAAGGCGCAACCCCUGAUUUAUAUGAAGUGGCGGUGACGUCAGGCAAUCUCCCAUUGACACGAGUGAGGGAGCUCCUGAAUCUCACUCCAAUUCAAGGCAUCUUGACGGACAAACAGGGACGGUAUCGUUUCGUACCAGCUGAUCAGCGAAACAAUGACAUUGUGUUCUAUCUAUCGGUGAAGGAGGAUGAAGAAGGCGACUGUGGCAACCAUGUUACAGUAUCUGCUGCUGCUGCUGGAAAUGUCAGUACCGCCGAGGAGCGCCUGCGUCGAUGCCAGCAGAUAAUUAAUGAGAUGGAAAUCGAAAGUGGUAAUUAG
Peronospora farinosa is the source of this 795-nucleotide messenger RNA. NCBI's taxonomy places the organism in Eukaryota, Oomycota, Peronosporomycetes, Peronosporales, Peronosporaceae. The record is from the annotation of a GenBank genome assembly.